This is a messenger RNA of Lodderomyces beijingensis, 2085 nucleotides long. NCBI's taxonomy places the organism in Eukaryota, Fungi, Ascomycota, Pichiomycetes, Serinales, Debaryomycetaceae. The record is from the annotation of a GenBank genome assembly.
AUGGAUUUGGAAGAGAAUAACCCGUUGCUUGCACCGUCGCAAGCAGAUACAGAUAACGAAGGCUCCAUAUAUGGAGAAAACCUACACUGUCCCAACUCGAGACAAACUUUUAGAAUAUGCACCAACUUGAAAUUGUUGAUUGAUAGAGUUAUACCCAUUGUGUUUGAUGACAAAGAGAUUACCCGAUCUGAUUCCUCGAUUUUGAAUGAGCAAGUUGUCAACUUGGCUUACAAAGCUGCAGGUGGCAAAGGAGAUGGGGAAGAAGGGACAUCGUCGCGCAAGUACCGAGCAUGUUUGAUUUUUUGCUUGUUGAAAGUUUGCAGUUGGUAUUGGCAGCAAAGUGAAUUUGAAUUGACUGAUAACGAAUUGUACUCGUUGCGGGCUUUGGCAAGCCAGACCUUGGCUGCUAACCUCAUUGAACGAGAAAAUAGCAACGACAAGUAUUUGUUUUUGAGUAUGCUUUGCCACAGGUACACCAUCUGCAUUGAUGGCGAGGACUCGACGCCUGCCAGUGCCUUGGAAAUGGCUGUGGAUAUGCAUUCGACCAUAGUCAUUGGCUCAUCUGGAUAUCAGAGAUGCAUCAAGUGGUUGUGGCGAGGAUGGAUUGUUCAGUCGUCAACUGAUCCGCACUCCUAUGUCUUGUACAAAGGGGUUGCUUCGCAUUCAAUCAGAACUCAUUUCAACCCCGCGAGGAUCAAGACUCCAUUGUACCAAAAUAUCUUGGAGGUUUUUUUCAGCUUUGUAUACUUGGCCUUGUUUACCAUUGUCUUGAAUACUCAUUUCUCCAACAUGACCGACUUGGAUGGUUUUGAAAUUGCAUUUUACUUGUUUACCUUGGGCUACAUAUGGGACGAAAUGGUCAAGUGCUACCACGUUGGCUGGAACUAUAUUGGCUUUUGGAACGUUUUCAACGACCUGAUGUAUACCAUCAUUUGCAUCGCGGUGGCGUUUCGGCUCUUGAGUGUCACCAGCACCGGCCAUUUGAGAGACAAGUACGACGAAAUGUCGUAUCGGGUCUUGAGCUGUGCUGCGCCUUUGAUGUGGACCAGAUUGUUGCUUUACUUGGAUGCGCAAAAGUUUGUCGGAGCCAUGAUUGUUGUUUUGCAAGUGAUGAUGAAGGAGUCUGUUUUGUUCUUUGUGUUGUUGUUUGUCGUGAUUGUUGGGUUUAUGCAAGGCUUUAUAGGGCUCGACUCAUCGGAUGGUAAAAAUGAAGCCACCAGAAAGAUUUUCAUUUCCUUGUUGAAGGCCGUGAUUGGAGACUCCAACUUUGCAGACAUGGGUAAGUUGGUGCCUCCGUACGCGUCCAUCUUGUACUACUGCUACCAGUUUUUGUUAUCUGUCAUAUUGAUGAAUAUCUUGAUUGCAUUGUACUCGACCGCGUAUGCCGCCGUGGUUGAAAAUGCCACUAAUGAGUAUUUUGCAUUGAUUGCUCAAAAGACGUUGAGAUAUAUCCGUGCACCGGACCAAAACAUCUAUGUGCCACCAUUGAAUCAUAUUGAAGUGUUGAUGACUCCCUUUGGCUGGGUGUUAUCGCAAGAGCGCUUCAAAGAUUUAAACUUUUACGUGAUGUUGGUGAUUUACUCGCCUUUGCUACUAUACAUAACCUCGGAGGAAUUGAACACUGCAAGACGAAUCUCCUACAAUAGGUACAAGGGCUUACCAGACGAUGCCAAUGAAAUCGACACCGAGUGGGACCUCACCGACGGAUUUGGCGACGGCACGUUGAAUCCAGAUUUUUCGGAACUGACGGACUCCAACUCCCCGCAGGAGUCGAUCCGCGAGAGAAGCUCGGAAAUCAACCAAGAGUUGGCAUUGCAAAGAGAAGGAGAGCGGCAGGACCCCGAGUUUUUGGUCAACAUGAAUGGCUUUGACCACGAAAUCGACAAGGUGGUCAAGCCGGUGAAAGAAGCCAGCAGGGUGGGCAUGAGCUGGGAGAUCUACGACUUGUACAAAAAAAUCGACAAGUUGACCCAAUUGGUGGAACUUGUUGUUGAAGAGAAGCAAGACUUGAAAGCGAGAAAAAAGCCCACUGAAGAAAAACCGCUGCAGGGGAAAAAGACCGCCGACACUGAAGCCGGGGGCUGA